UGAACUAAGUAGAAGUGGUGAUUUCAAAAAUACUUAUGUUUCUUCUGGUUUGCGUGGAUAUCAUAUAUUUCCUAAGGAAUGGUGCAAGAGCCUCCGAUAGAUAGCGGAGCAUGGAGAUGGGUUGUUGUUUUAGGAGCAUUCAUUUCGCAUUUUAUAACUUGUGGCUUUGAGAAAGGAUAUUCGAUUAUUUAUGUCGAAAUUAUUCGAGUAUAUGACACAAGCGCUGCGAUGGCAGCAAGUCUCGGGGGCUUUUCAUCAGCAGUUCGCCUGCUGUUAGCACCAUUGUCUGUCUCGUUGAGUAAUAUUUACUCUGAGCAAAGAGUAGUUAUGGCUGGUGGAAUAUUAACAUUUCUCGGUCUAUUAAUAUCAGCACUAAGUGAUCACUUUGCUUUUGUCUUUAUUGGAUAUGGAGUCGUAUUUGGUUUCGGGUUAACUCUUGCCUACACACCUUCAUUAAUUAUCUGCACACAUUACUUUCACAAACGUCGUGCUACCGCUCUUAGUCUUUCUCUUGCUGGAUGUGGUUUCGGCACAAUGAUUGUGCCGUAUUUUUUCUACUAUUUAAUUUCCCAAUAUGGACUUUCAGGUGCUCUAAUAAUUAUUUCUGCAAUCAGUCUGCAUUAUUGUAUUGCUGGUGCUUUAUAUUUUAAAAGAGAUAUCGUGAAAAAGACUAUCGAACCGAACUCAAGCUCAGAAAAUGUCAAGUUAACUUUACGUUCACGUAUUGUUCGUUAUCUUCGUUUAUUGCUGAAGAUCGAAAUCGCAUCUGGACUGUGGAUAAAACUGUUCUUAUUUUCCUUUAUCUUAAACAUGAUGGGUUCAGGCCCGGUCACAACUCUGAUGAUUGAUUAUUCGAAGCAGCUAGGAGUUCAUGGUGCCAAAUCAGUACAUUUACUUGCUAUUGAAGGUACUGUACAACUAGUUGUACGAAUAUCAUUGGGAUUUAUAUUUGAUCACCGGUUUAUUAAACCUCAUCGUGGUUUUAUAUGGACAGGAGGCAUUGCAUUUUCUUCUAUUAUUAUUAUUUUUAUUGCAUUUGCUACAGAAUUAAAUUAUUUAUCUGUACUGAUGUUUUUACGUGGAAUAUUUUUAGCCCUAUAUAUAUCACAACAAGCUGUAGUUUUAUCUGAUUUAUGUGAAGGGCAACCAGAAACAACUAGUCAAACUAUAGCUAUAGCACAAAUUUGUAAAGGUUUGGGUACAUUGAUUGGAUCAUAUUUUUCUGGUUUAAUCAAAGAUUACACAGAAGAUUAUCGUUAUGCUUUUCUUUUUCUCGGUACUAUGCAAUUUCUUGGUUUCAUCACAGCAAUUCUAUCACUUAUAUGGGCUAAAAUUAAUUCAUGUAAAGAGAAAAAUCAACUUAUUAUAGAUAAUAAUGUCUUAUCAAAUAAUACUAGCGUUGUCAAUGUCUCUGAAGUUUCAUUAUUACAACCGGUUGUAAAUGAUAAUCAUAAUGAACAUGUGAAUCAUAGUCCACUUAAUCUUUCAUCGCCUAAUCCUGCUCCUGCUCCUGAUCCAGCUCCUCCUCCUCCUCCUCCUCCACCUCCACCUCCAUCUUCGUCUUCAUCUUCUUCAACUUCUUCCAUUCAAAAUGAGAUUAAUGAACAAACUGCCUUGCAUAAUCCGAAAAUUUAAAACUAAAAAUCAUCAGAGAUGUACAAUGAGUUUGUUUCAUCUUUUAUGAUGAAUUAAUAAUUCCAUUCAUCAAUUGGAUACAUACAGAUAGAAGAUGUGUAUGUGUGUGUGUACACACAUGUGGAACAUGUUGGCGUUGUUGGCGUUCUUAUUUUUCCUAAAAUAAACUUUCAUUUCCAGUCGAUAGAUUAUUAUUAUUACUAUUAUUAUUAUUAUUAUACAGUAUGUUUUGUUCAUUUUCAAUGCAUAAAAUUGAAAAAAAAAACUGCUGGUCUUACAUCUGAAAACAAUUCCCUCUUUACUGAUGAUUAACUCUUUUCAUUUCAUCUGUAAAACCCGGUUUCUUGAUUUUUUUUUCACACACUGUAAGAAUCCACUCGCUCGCUCGUUGGUUACAUGUGUGUAGUUUAUUUUACACAAUGUAUCAAAACACACAAAAAUAUAUACAGAUAUCAAUGAUUACUACUGUAUCUCAUUCAUUCAUUAAUCAAUCUCUUUACACUGACUGUAUGAUGGAUGGAUGGAUGAUAGAAAUUACUUAUCAUGCAAAUAAUUCAUAUUCAUUUACAUUUAUAUUUUGAUUGUUUUUUUAUUGAUCAAAGUGAAAUUGUAUGGUAGUUAGAUGGUCAUAUCUUUUUUUUUUCUCUAACACAGAUGAACUAUUGGUUUCUUAAUUAAUUAUUCAGACAAUAUUUUGUUAUGUGUUACUGUGUAUGAGUGUAAAUUGUGGACUAG
Molecule: messenger RNA, 2370 nt
Organism: Schistosoma turkestanicum
Lineage: Eukaryota; Metazoa; Platyhelminthes; Trematoda; Strigeidida; Schistosomatidae
Source: the annotation of a GenBank genome assembly